GCAGGACUUCCUCCACAUCUCAUUCGAAUCAAAUUAGCACAACUCUAACGAGAACCCCCAUCAUGAUGUCGGAAGCGGCUUCUGAAAAUAAGACUGUGCUGGUGACAGGCGCUAACGGAUUCGUCGGACAGCACGUGGUGAAACUGCUACAACUGAGGGCGCCAUACAUAGAAGAGAUCAGAGUCGUAGAUCUGCAGCCUUUCAGCAAGCGACUAGAAUACGAGGACAGGAUAUCAGUGAAGAGUUACGUCGGUGACAUAUGCGACAUUAACGACAUGUACAAAGCGUGUCGAGGUGUCGACGCCGUCAUUCACGUCGCGGGGGUCGUCAGUUUCGGCACCUAUCCAGACGUCGAUGCAAUGCAACGGGUCAACGUACAAGGUACGC
Priapulus caudatus is the source of this 387-nucleotide messenger RNA. Its product is annotated as 3 beta-hydroxysteroid dehydrogenase/Delta 5-->4-isomerase type 6-like. The record is from RefSeq and is a predicted model, not a curated record. Gene Ontology annotation, biological process: steroid biosynthetic process. Gene Ontology annotation, molecular function: 3-beta-hydroxy-Delta5-steroid dehydrogenase (NAD+) activity. Lineage: Eukaryota; Metazoa; Priapulida; Priapulimorpha; Priapulimorphida; Priapulidae.